CCAUUAACCCGAAGGUGUCCCUCGUUUGAAUCGCUCUCCCUUCGACCUCCGUACCCGACCUAAUAUCACGCCUCUCCCCUUCGCCGCCGUGCAGUUAGCCGUCGCUUCAUUUCCUUGUUUUGUUUACUGUGUACAUGGGUGCGCCGCCAUGGAACAAGCGCAAACGCAACCAGCGGCUUCGUCGGUAGCCGCCAGUCUACCAGCCGACCAGUCGACACCUCAACCAAUUGCUGUCCCCGCGAAACGAGCAGCUUCCGGACGGCUAAUCAGUCGUCUGGCCGUGGAUACGUAUUCGCCGGUAAACCAGAACGGCAGUUUCGAGUUCGAUCGCGUCAUCAAGAGCGGCUACGUGCAGAAGCGCUCUCAGAAGACAAAGACCUGGAGAACUAUCUACCUCGUGCUGCGACCGAACACCCUGUCCAUCUACAAAUCGGACAAGGAGGAGAAGCUUCGCCACAAGAUCUACCUCUCGGACUUGACCGCCGUGACGCUGCUGAAGGACCCGAAGAACAAACGACAAAACGUGUUCGGCCUGUUUUCGCCCUCGAAAAACUACCACUUCCAGGCCCCGACGUUGAAGGAUGCCCAGGAAUGGGUUGAUCUGGUGCGCCAGGAUGCUAGGAUAGACGAGGAGGAGGAUGAGAUGUUUCUGGCGAGCCCAGUGGUUCAUCGGCCUUCCUUCUUCCAGGGCGCCCGGUCCAGCGAGGCCGAGCCGACCCGCAUCCUAGCGUCGCCCGACCGUUUCCCAUCGAGCUCACCCGAACCCCCCGACCCUCCAAUACGCGGCCUCGGGAAGUCGUAUGCGCGGCGGCCGUCGCAAAUGGAGUCAUCGGGUCUUUCGGGCGCCGACCUGGCGAGCCCCUCGGAUUUCUCCGACUCGGACGUGCACCGAAUUCCAGGCGCAUCGUUUGAGAGCCUGGCGGUGCAGCAUCCAUCGACGUCUCCCGGGCCAUCCAAACCCGCCUUAGCAGCUGUCGGCGCUCACCGCAUCAGCGUCAGUCACCACGAGGCCGACCCGGACCGCGUCAUCUGGCAGGGCUGGAUGUGGUUUCACAGGAGCAAGGGCGGUGUGCGGCAGUGGAAGAAGUCGUGGGGCGUGCUGCGGCCCAGGAAUCUCAUCCUCUACAAGGACGAAGCCGAGUCGUCGGUGGUGUUCGUCCUCUACAUAUCGUCCAUCGUCAACGUGGUCGAUACGGACCCCUUGAGCCGGACUAAAAGGCACUGCCUGCAGAUCAUCACGGACGAGAAGAGCUACCGGUUCUGCACGCACGACGAGGAAGAUUUGGUGCAAUGUCUGGGCGCCUUCAAGAGUCUGCUGGCGAAACGGCGGGAACUGGAGGCCAAGGCCGGGACUGCGAGCGCGACUGCGAGCGCUGCGCUGGCGGCCACGACCGCCACGACCGCUGCCACCACGGUGACCGCGACCGUGGCCGAGGCUCGCUUGCCACCGGCCUAACCAUGGCUUU
Molecule: messenger RNA, 1466 nt
Organism: Thermothielavioides terrestris NRRL 8126
Lineage: Eukaryota; Fungi; Ascomycota; Sordariomycetes; Sordariales; Chaetomiaceae
Exons: 2
Coding region: 149-1456 (435 amino acids)
Source: RefSeq, a predicted model, not a curated record